Ilex paraguariensis (yerba mate) is the source of this 879-nucleotide messenger RNA. NCBI's taxonomy places the organism in Eukaryota, Viridiplantae, Streptophyta, Magnoliopsida, Aquifoliales, Aquifoliaceae. The record is from the annotation of a GenBank genome assembly.
AUGAUAGGUGGUGUUAAUCAUUACAGCGAUGAAGAUGCACCUGGUGGGACGCCUGUAAUGCAGUCAUCUGUACCGGACCUGCAAACAUAUAUCCUCUUCUUCGAUGGAUGCAAGGCAUUAGAAGUAGCAGCUUCCCCAAGUUUUGGCUGGACAAUUUGCUAUGGUUUUUCUGUUUGUGAUGCUUCUGUUGUGGGCAUAAUUAUGGUGGUGGGUUCGGAUAGUGUUGAAGGUGGUGGUUGUGGUCACGAGAUAGAGGGGAGAGCAGGGGGGAAGGGGGGGCCGGGUGUUGGGGUGGCAAAAUCUUCUGCGGGAGGGAGCUUCUUUGGGGGAGGAGGGGGUUGCGUUGUUUGGGGAUUCAAUUGCAGGGUUGCUGUCCGGCGUUCCCGCCGGAGAGGUGUGAGGGCUUCAGAUUUGGGGGUUGCCAUUGGGGAGGCAAUACUUUUUAAGUUUUUCUCUUAUUCAAACAUGAGAGAUAAACAAGAUAUUAUUUCCACUUUGAAUACUCUUAAUGCUUCUGAUGUUGCUCUCAUGUUUUUGUUGGGAUAUUUGACUAAUCUGAACCAAUUUGCCAGUGAGGGGAUGUUGUUUGCUCUGCAGAAGGAGAAGCCCCUGAGGCGCAGGCUUGGUCCUGAUAACCGAACAAAAGAUGAACGAGGAAACCGUAGAGAACUUGACAAUCGAGCUAAUGGUGGUGAAAGAUAUGAUAGGUCGGAGAACCAACAGUCAACCGGCUUCCAGUCCAGCAAUGAUGGCCCAGUUGGAGACAAUCCUGAUGAUCCAAUGUUUGACACUUUUGGUGCACAAGGGAUAAAUGUUGCUCCGUUCCCAUCAGAUAUACCCCCUCCUCCUGUACUGAUGCCUGUUCCUGGUGCUGGGUAA